CGUUUUUAUGGUCGUGUUUCCAGUGGGAAAAGUAAUCCCGGAAAGUGGAGGAGGCUUGCAGAUCCGCAACCGACCACACUGCCCAAAGAUCCACAAAACCCUGUGCUGAAACCAAGGAAAAGGUUUCUCAGUCCUUUGGCUGCGAAAACUAACCAGCCAACUCACAAUCAACUGUAAAGAGCACUGAUAUCUUCGGCCGGGAUCCGGAUCAGAAACCGCACCGUAUCCAUCACGGCAAGAACCGAAAAUGAAUCCAAGCGUGGUCGUGAAGGAAGAGAACGUGGUAAAAUCCGAGCUGGAGACAGAAACGGAUGUGGACGAUGGCGAGUAUGAUGAGGAAGAGAUGCUCGUUUUCGUGGACUUCGAGCCGUACCUAUCGCUGAACAACACGCGCAACCCCAACAUCCAGCUGAUUGGGUUGGAGGAAAAUCCAAUCAUUCAGGUCGAUGGCGAAACGUACCGGGGCACUUAUGACUACGCGUUCGGCACCUACGUGUUCUUCGAGAAGGACCCCGAGUGGAACCCGGCCUCGGAUUCGCUCUUCGACACACCGGUUAAGCAGAUGUACCGGUACGUGGACAAAUCCAACAAGGUGCUGCGCAUGAAACGGAUCUUUCUCACGGAGAAGGAACCGGUGGGCGAGGAAAGGCAGGCCAAGGAUGAGGUCAGCUCGGAGGCGGAAUCUACGAGUGAGCCGGAGGAGGACGAAAGGGAAAAGGUGAAUGUUACAAUGACCUACGAGGCAGCCCUCAACCAGCACCUGUCCGAAGGAAGCACCCCACCGCGACACAUUCCUGAGCAACAGAACGGUGCCGACCUUAUCAAUAAGAUCUUAUAAUUACAUGUACGAGGUGCUUUAACUUUUAGGAAAGAUGUGAGAGGAAAGUAUGUUGUCGACGUUGCUGUAAAUACAUUUUGUUAGAAAAGCUA
Molecule: messenger RNA, 930 nt
Organism: Anopheles aquasalis
Lineage: Eukaryota; Metazoa; Arthropoda; Insecta; Diptera; Culicidae
Biological process (GO): transcription by RNA polymerase III
Cellular component (GO): transcription factor TFIIIC complex
Source: RefSeq, a predicted model, not a curated record